This is a messenger RNA of Alternaria incomplexa, 1533 nucleotides long. RefSeq lists its product as uncharacterized. Gene Ontology annotation, molecular function: transmembrane transporter activity. Gene Ontology annotation, biological process: transmembrane transport. The transcript is spliced from 4 exons. Gene Ontology annotation, cellular component: membrane. The coding region runs from base 1 to 1533 and encodes 510 amino acids. The record is from RefSeq and is a predicted model, not a curated record. NCBI's taxonomy places the organism in Eukaryota, Fungi, Ascomycota, Dothideomycetes, Pleosporales, Pleosporaceae.
AUGGGUCAACCUCAGGACAUUUCGACGGAAGCAGUCACAGCUACAAAUGUCAUCCAAACCAACGAAGAGCUGAAGGCGAAGCCGCAUAAGUGGUACUACUACCUCUGGGAUACCUUGGACAAGCCGAAAGAAGAGCGAUGGUUCAUGUUCAAGCUCGACGCCGCUCUACUCACCUUCGCGUCGUUGGGGUACUUCAUCAAGUACCUUGAUCAGAUGAACAUCAACAGCGCUUUUGUCUCUGGAAUGAAGGAAGAUCUUGGGCUUUACGGCAACCAGCUCAACUAUAUGCAAACUUGUUGGACUGUGGGCUAUGUCAUCGGCGAGAUACCCAGCAACAUCAUUUUGACUCGCAUUCGACCGUCGAUUUGGAUACCCGCAAUGGAGCUUACUUGGGCUGUCUUGACGUUCUGCCUUUGCCGUGCCAACAACGCCGAAACAAUCUACGCUCUACGCUUCCUUAUCGGCCUUGCCGAGAGCACUUUCUACCCAGGCAUGCAAUACAUCAUCGGAUCGUGGUACCGGAAGGAAGAGCUCGCCAAGAGAUCUUGUAUCUUCCACACCAGCGGUGCCAUCGCGACCAUGUUCUCCGGUUACCUGAUGGCCGGUGUGUACAAGCUCGACGGCAAAGGCGGUUUCAGGGGCUGGCAAUGGCUCUUCAUCGUGGAUGGGAUAAUCUCUCUCCCUAUCGCGGUCCUCGGCUUCUUCUGUCUGCCCGAUUUACCAGAGAUCUCGAAGCCCUUCUACCUGACCAAAGAGGAGGUUGCAUUUGCGCAGGAGCGCAUGCGACUCGAAGGCCGGCAGAAGCGGAAGCCAUAUACCCGAGCCAAGAUACGGAAGAUCUUUACUUCCUGGCACAUCUGGGCUCUCGUCCCGCUUUAUGUGUUCUUCAAUAACGCUAGUAUGGGAUCGCAGCCGAUCUUUCAGCAGUUCCUCAAGGCGAGUAAGGACCCGAAGUAUACCGUCAGUGAGAUCAAUACCUACCCGACAACGACCAAUGCCGUGCAAGUCGUCACAACACUACUAUACGCCUGGACGAGCGACAGUAUCCUCAAAGGCUCCAGAUGGCAACCCAUCGUCUUCGGCGGCUGCAUGAACAUCAUCUGCUCCACCAGCCUCGCAAUCUGGGAUAUCCCCAUCAAGUGGAAGUGGGCUUGCUAUAUCCUCUCCGGUUUCGGUGGCGGUCUCUCUGGCUUGUGCUUUGCAUGGGCACACGAGAUAUGCACACACGAUAACGAAGAGAGAGCCAUUGUUGUCGCGGCUAUGAACGAGAUGGCUUAUGUGAUACAGGCUUGGCUGCCGCUUCUUGUUUGGAGGCAGGUUGAGGCGCCGCAGUAUCGGAAGGGAUUUAUUACGGUUGCGUUCUUGAGUGCGGCGCUGAUUGCGACUGCGCUUACGAUUCGACUGCUUUAUGCGAGAGAGUUGGUUAAGACGGGUGAGGGUCAGGCUUCUGAAAGUGAGGAACGGACGAGUUCUGAUGGAGAAACGACGGGUCUGGGGAGCGAUGGGGAUGUUGGUCAGAUCAAAGCGCCUUGA